This is a messenger RNA of Amaranthus tricolor (Joseph's coat), 936 nucleotides long. RefSeq names its product cell number regulator 2-like. Lineage: Eukaryota; Viridiplantae; Streptophyta; Magnoliopsida; Caryophyllales; Amaranthaceae. The record is from RefSeq and is a predicted model, not a curated record. Bases 152 to 616 code for a protein of 154 amino acids. The transcript is spliced from 4 exons.
GCUUUUUCUUCAUUAUUCAUCAAAAUUCACAACUUUACUCUUUUAAAACCUACAUAUUUCCGUAAUUAGUAACUUGAAAAAAAAUAAAUAUAUAUAUCAUUAAUUUCUUGUAUAUUUUGUUUGAUUUACAUAAGUAAUUAAUAUCUAAAAAAUGAAGCAAGAACAAGCUGCAGUUGGAAUUCCAGUAGCCCAGAAAAAUGCUCCUGUUGGAGAGUUUUCUACUGGUCUUUGUGACUGUUUCUCUGAUGUUUCUUUGUGUUGUUUGACAUGUUGGUGCCCCUGUAUUACCUUCGGACGUAUUGCAGAGAUUGUUGACAAAGGCUCAUCAUCAUGUGGAGUAAGUGGGGCGUUAUACUCAUUAGUGAUGAUCCUAACGGGUUGUCAAUGGAUAUGUUCAUGCACAUAUCGUUCAAAGAUGAAGGCUGAAUAUGGAAUGCAAGAAAGUUGUUGUGGAGAUUGUUGCACCCAUUUUUGCUGCGAGUCUUGUGCCUUAUGUCAAGAAUACCGUGAGCUUCAACACCGUGGAUAUGAUCCUGCCCUUGGAUGGCAUGGUAACAUGGAGAGGAAAAACCAAGGCUUGGCUCCACCAUUAAAGCAAGAUGGCAUGACUCGAUAAGUUGAUUGGUUGAUGAGCAUGCAUACUCAAGAAAUCCAUUUACAAAAAAUACUUCUCUAUAUUACAAAAUGUUGUAUUUGACUUCUUGAUAUCGAAGCUUUUUAAGUUAAAUGUAUUAAUCCAUGUAAGUUGUGUUUAUUUGUUUUAAUUUUUUUUUUUUUGGAUUUUUUUGUGAGAAUUUGUGUGGUUAUAGUUCUAUUUCAAUGAUCAUCAUUUGCUAAAUUUGAUGGUUAAUUUCGGUCAAUUACGUGUAUUUUUUAUUUUUGUGAACUGUAAAUUAUAUUUAUUAUUAAGAAAUAAAAAAAAAACUUUUUAUUGUC